CCAAUUCAGUUCACAUGCAGGAGCAGCAGGCUGUGCGUGGACUCAAUGUUUGUUUGUGACGGAGAAACUGACUGCAGUGAUGGAUCAGAUGAAAUUGGCUGCGAUAUUGAGUGUGCAGUGCGUGAGUUCCGAUGUGCUAACAAGAAGCAAUGCAUACCUGGAUGGUUUUAUUGCAAUGGAGAGGCCGACUGUGCAGACCAGAGCGAUGAGACUCCCAGCUGCCAUUGCAUCCCAGAGCUGCAAAUGCCUUGUGGAAAUAGGACCUGCCUGGCAAUGGAGAGCUUCUGUGAUGGAGUCAAUGACUGUGGGGACUACUCAGAUGAGGCCAAUUGCACUUGCUCUCCAAGCCAAUUCACGUGCAAGAGCAGCAGGCUGUGUGUGGACUCGAUGUUUGUUUGUGAUGGAGAAACGGACUGCAGUGAUGGAUCUGAUGAAAUUGGCUGUGAUAUAGAGUGUGCAGUGAAUGAGUUCCUUUGUGAUAACAAGAAGCAAUGCAUCUCUGGGCGGUUUUACUGCAAUGGGGAGCCGGACUGCAUGGACAAGAGCGAUGAGACUCCGAACUGCAAGUGCCACGCAGACCAACAGCUGCCUUGUGGUAAUGGGACCUGCCUGGCAAUGGAGAGCUUCUGUGAUGGAGUCAACGACUGUGGAGACUACUCAGAUGAGGCCAACUGCACUUGUUCACCAAUUCAGUUCACAUGCAGGAGCAGCAGGCUGUGCGUGGACUCAAUGUUUGUUUGUGAUGGAGAAACGGACUGCAGUGAUGGAUCAGAUGAAAUUGGCUGCGAUAUCGAGUGUGCAGUGCGUGAGUUCCGCUGUGCUAACAAGAAGCAGUGCAUACCUGGACGGUUUUAUUGCAAUGGAGAGGCCGAUUGUGCAGACCAGAGCGAUGAGACUCCCAGCUGCCAUUGCAUCCCAGAGCUGCAAAUGCCUUGUGGAAAUGGGACCUGCCUGGCAAAGGAGAGCUUCUGUGAUGGAGUCAAUGACUGUGGGGACUAUUCAGAUGAAGCCAAUUGCACUUGCUCUCCAAGCCAAUUCACGUGCAGGAGCAGCAGGCUUUGUGUGGACUUGAUGUUUGUUUGUGAUGGAGAAACGGACUGCAGUGAUGGAUCUGAUGAAAUUGGCUGUGAUAUAGAGUGUGCAGUGAAUGAGUUCCGUUGUGCUAACAAGAAGCAAUGCAUCUCUGGGCGAUUUUACUGCAAUGGGGAGCCGGACUGCAUGGACAAGAGCGAUGAGACUCCGAACUGCCAGUGCCACACAGAGCUGCAACUUCCCUGUGGCAAUGGGACCUGCCUGGCGAUGGAGAGCUUCUGUGAUGGAGUCAACGACUGUGGAGACUACUCAGAUGAGGCCAACUGCACUUGUUCAUCAAUUCAGUUCACAUGCAGGAGCAGCAGGCUGUGCGUGGACUCAAUGUUUGUUUGUGACGGAGAAACAGACUGCAGUGAUGGAUCAGAUGAAAUUGGCUGCGAUAUUGAGUGUGCAGUGAAUGAGUUCAGCUGUGCUAACAAGAAGCAGUGCAUACCUGGAUGGUUUUAUUGCAAUGGAGAGGCCGACUGUGCAGACCAGAGCGAUGAGACUCCCAGCUGCCAGUGCCUCCCAGAGCUGCAACUUCCUUGUGGCAAUGGGACCUGCCUGGCAAAGGAGAGCUUCUGUGAUGGAGUCAACGACUGUGGAGACUACUCUGAUGAGGCCAACUGCACUUGUUCACCAAUUCAGUUCACAUGCAGGAGCAGCAGGCUGUGCGUGAACUCGAUGUUUGUUUGUGAUGGAGAAACGGACUGCAUUGAUGGAUCAGAUGAAAUUGGCUGCGAUAUCGAGUGUGCAGUGCGUGAGUUCCGCUGUGCUAACAAAAAGCAGUGCAUACCUGGAUGGUUUUAUUGCAAUGGAGAGGCCGACUGUGCAGACCAGAGCGAUGAGACUCCCAGCUGCCAUUGCCUCCCAGAGCUGCAACUUACUUGUGGCAAUGGGACCUGCCUGGCAAAGGAGAGCUUCUGUGAUGGAGUCAAUGACUGUGGAGACUACUCUGAUGAGACCAACUGUACUUGUUCUCCAAGCCAAUUCACGUGCAGGAGCAGCAGGCUGUGUGUGGACUUGAUGUUUGUUUGUGAUGGAGAAACGGACUGCAGUGAUGGAUCUGAUGAAAUUGGCUGUGAUAUAGAGUGUGCAGUGAAUGAGUUCCUUUGUGCUAACAAGAAGCAAUGCAUCUCUGGGCGGUUUUACUGCAAUGGGGAGCUGGACUGCAUGGACAAGAGCGAUGAGACUCCGAACUGCAAGUGCCACGCAGACCAACAGCUGCCUUGUGGCAAUGGGACCUGCCUGGCAAAGGAGAGCUUCUGUGAUGGAGUCAACGACUGUGGAGACUACUCAGAUGAGGCCAACUGCACUUGUUCACCAAUUCAGUUCACAUGUAGGAGCAGCAGGCUGUGCGUGGACUCAAUGUUUGUUUGUGAUGGAGAAACGGACUGCAGUGAUGGAUCAGAUGAAAUUGGCUGCAAUAUCGAAUGUGCAGUGAAUGAGUUCCGCUGUGCUAGCAAGAAGCAAUGCAUACCUGGAUGGUUUAAUUGCAAUGGAGAGCCCGACUGUACAGACCAGAGCGAUGAGACUCCCAGCUGCCAUUGCCUCCCAGAGCUGCAAGUGGCUUGUGGAAAUGGGACCUGCCUGGCAAAGGAGAGCUUCUGUGAUGGAGUCAAUGACUGUGGGGACUACUCAGAUGAGGCCAAUUGCACUUGUUCUCCAAGCCAAUUCACGUGCAAGAGCAGCAGGCUGUGUGUGGACUCGAUGUUUGUUUGUGAUGGAGAAACGGACUGCAGUGAUGGAUCUGAUGAAAUUGACUGUGAUAUAGAGUGUGCAGUGAAUGAGUUCCGCUGUGCUAACAAGAAGCAAUGCAUCUCUGGGCGGUUUUACUGCAAUGGGGAGCCGGACUGCAUGGACAAGAGCGAUGAGACUCCAAACUGCCAGUGCCACACAGACCAACAGCUGCCUUGUGGCAAUGGGACCUGCCUGGCAAAGGAGAGCUUCUGUGAUGGAGUCAACGACUGUGGGGACUACUCAGAUGAGGCCAACUGCACUUGUUCAUCAAUUCAGUUCACAUGCAGGAGCAGCCGGCUGUGCGUGGACUCGAUGUUUGUUUGUGAUGGAGAAACGGACUGCAUUGAUGGAUCGGAUGAAAUUGGCUGUGAUAUCGAGUGUGCAGUGCAUGAGUUCCGCUGUGCUAGCAAGAAGCAAUGCAUACCUGGAUGGUUUUAUUGCAAUGGAGAGGCCGACUGUGCAGACCAGAGCGAUGAGACUCCCAGUUGCAAUUGCCUCCCAGAGCUGCAAGUGGCUUGUGGAAAUGGGACCUGCCUGGCAAAGGAGAGCUUCUGUGAUGGAGUCAAUGACUGUGGGGAUUACUCAGAUGAGGCCAAUUGCACUUGUUCUCCAAGCCAAUUCACGUGCAAGAGCAGCAGGCUGUGUGUGGACUCGAUGUUUGUUUGUGAUGGAGAAACGGACUGCAGUGAUGGAUCUGAUGAAAUUGGCUGUGAUAUAGAGUGUGCAGUGAAUGAGUUCCGCUGUGCUAACAAGAAGCAAUGCAUCUCUGGGCGGUUUUACUGCAAUGGGGAGCCGGACUGCAUGGACAAGAGCGAUGAGACUCCAAACUGCUGGUGCCACACAGACCAACAGCUGCCUUGUGGCAAUGGGACCUGCCUGGCAAAGGAGAGCUUCUGUGAUGGAGUCAACGACUGUGGGGACUACUCAGAUGAGGCCAACUGCACUUGUUCAUCAAUUCAGUUCACAUGCAGGAGCAGCGGGCUGUGCGUGGACUCGAUGUUUGUUUGUGAUGGAGAAACGGACUGCAUUGAUGGAUCGGAUGAAAUUGGCUGUGAUAUCGAGUGUGCAGUGCAUGAGUUCCGCUGUGCUAACAAGAAGCAGUGCAUACCUGGAUGGUUUCAUUGCAAUGGAGAGGCCGACUGUGCAGACCAGAGCGAUGAGAAUCCCAGCUGCCAUUGCCUCCCAGAGCUGCAACUUUCUUGUGAUAAUGGAACCUGCCUGGCAAAGGAGAGCUUCUGUGAUGGAGUCAACGACUGUGGGGACUACUCAGAUGAGGCCAAUUGCACUUGUUCACCAAUCCAGUUCACGUGCAGGAGCAGCAGGCUGUGUGUGGACUCGAUGUUUGUUUGUGAUGGAGAAACGGACUGCAGUGAUGGAUCUGAUGAAAUUGACUGUGAUAUAGAGUGUGCAGUGAAUGAGUUCCGCUGUGCUAACAAGAAGCAAUGCAUCUCUGGGCGGUUUUACUGCAAUGGGGAGCCGGACUGCAUGGACAAGAGCGAUGAGACUCCGAACUGCAAGUGCCACGCAGACCAACAGCUGCCUUGUGGCAAUGGGACCUGCCUGGCAAAGGAGAGCUUCUGUGAUGGAGUCAACGACUGUGGGGACUACUCAGAUGAGGCCAACUGCACUUGUUCAUCAAUUCAGUUCACAUGCAGGAGCAGCGGGCUGUGCGUGGACUCGAUGUUUGUUUGUGAUGGAGAAACGGACUGCAUUGAUGGAUCAGAUGAAAUUGGCUGUGAUAUCGAGUGUGCAGUGCAUGAGUUCCGCUGUGCUAACAAGAAGCAGUGCAUACCUGGAUGGUUUCAUUGCAAUGGAGAGGCCGACUGUGCAGACCAGAGCGAUGAGAAUCCCAGCUGCCAUUGCCUCCCAGAGCUGCAACUUUCUUGUGAUAAUGGAACCUGCCUGGCAAAGGAGAGCUUCUGUGAUGGAGUCAACGACUGUGGGGACUACUCAGAUGAGGCCAACUGCACUUGUUCACCAAUCCAGUUCAUGUGCAGAAGCAGCAGGCUGUGCGUGGACUCGAUGUUUGUUUGUGAUGGAGAAACGGACUGCAGUGAUGGAUCGGAUGAAAUUGGUUGUGAUAUCGAGUGUGCAGUGAGUGAUUUCCGCUGUGCUGACAAGAAGCAAUGCAUCUCUGGGAGGUUUUACUGCAAUGGAGAGGCCGACUGUGCAGACCAGAGCGAUGAGACUCCCAGCUGCCAAUGUCUCCCAGAGCUGCAACUGUCUUGUGGCAAUGGGACCUGCCUGGCGAAGGAGAGCUUCUGUGAUGGAGUCAACGACUGUGGGGAUUACUCAGAUGAGGGCAACUGCACCUGUGUUUAUGGGGACUUUCAGUGCAAAAGCAGUGGAUGCGUUCCGCUUUCUCUUGUUUGUGAUGGCGAAGUGGACUGUGUAGAUGGCUCGGAUGAAGCUUUAUUUUUAUGCAGACCAGCAAAGUAUAAUUUUAAAGUCAAGUUGGAUUUUGAUCCAUCUCUGAGCAUCAAUCAAAUGGAGAAUGAGAUACAAAUAUAUAUGAAGAAAUUAUUUCCACAGCAGAAUGUGAAGAUAAAAUAUAAGCAACUUCCCUAAACAUGUCUUAAAAUGUAAACGUAUAGUUUCUACACCAGAAAACUACUACUACUAGUUUUCUUAAAUAGUAAACUCUUCACAAUAUGGAAUCUUUUUUGUAACACAUUAUUUUCCCAUACUUUUGAGAGCAUCACACACACACCGCCAUGUACACAAACAGCAAUCACACACUGCUUAAUCAUAUGCACUUGUUAUUACAUACGAAAUGUAGGUCUUAAAUGGGAAGGGCUUUUAUUUAAGUUGUGUUUCUCUUUUUUGUUUUUUGACUACGUUGUUUUGUCUUGUCUACACAUGUAUGACAAGACCACACGUAACCAUCAUAAUAUUUUACGCGUGUUAAUACUUGCAGCAAAAAUUCUAUUGGAUUUUGUAUAAUUAAAACACUUCGUAAAUAUUUUAUCGCUUUUUUAUUAUUACGAUGUGUGGGAGCCAUAGGGAUAUAUUGCAUCCAAUACGAGUUAAAUUUCUCGAAUUAUGCCUCAGAUUAAUCAAGUAUUUGCUGAUACUGCAUUAGCGUGGUGCACAAGCACAAUAUACAAAAAACUCAACACUUGCGUAACAACACUACCUUCGAAAAAUAUAUAUCAGAUUAUCUAGGUUUCUAUACAUUUUAGCUUUGUACUUUGAUGAUUGCAAAUAUAAUGAAGGGCAUUUUAACUCUUGUUUUAUUAUACGGAAAAGUUUGAAUGUUCCUGGAAUAUUUUGGGAGAAAAUAAAAUCCUAAAUGUUUACAAAAUA
Lethenteron reissneri (Far Eastern brook lamprey) is the source of this 6117-nucleotide messenger RNA. Its product is annotated as low-density lipoprotein receptor-related protein 2-like. Gene Ontology annotation, biological process: receptor-mediated endocytosis. Gene Ontology annotation, cellular component: signaling receptor complex; plasma membrane; apical plasma membrane. NCBI's taxonomy places the organism in Eukaryota, Metazoa, Chordata, Hyperoartia, Petromyzontiformes, Petromyzontidae. Gene Ontology annotation, molecular function: hormone binding; protein binding. The record is from RefSeq and is a predicted model, not a curated record.